Chenopodium quinoa (quinoa) is the source of this 1119-nucleotide messenger RNA. RefSeq names its product putative F-box protein At3g25750. Bases 1 to 1119 code for a protein of 372 amino acids. The transcript has a single exon. NCBI's taxonomy places the organism in Eukaryota, Viridiplantae, Streptophyta, Magnoliopsida, Caryophyllales, Amaranthaceae. The record is from RefSeq and is a predicted model, not a curated record.
AUGGCUGAUUGGGGUAAUAUACCCAGCGAAAUAGCGAGUGUGAUUGCAGAACAUCUGGAAAAAGUAGAAGACUUUGAAGCUUUUGCGUUGGUUUGUUCAAGUUGGAGAAGAGGGGCGAAAGAAUGCAAGUUUGGGUAUGAAGCCAAGGCAUGGCUUAUGCUGGCCAGAAGCAAAGAAGGUGGGCCGAAGCAACGUCGGUUUUACAGCCUCUAUAACCGCAAAGUGCGCACAGUGAACCUCCCUCUGUGCUACCAUAUGAGGCUGUUAUCGUCGCAUGGAUGGUUACUGGCCAGUGCUACUGACGAAUAUUAUAAUCUGUUUAUUCUCAACCCCAUGUCCGGUGCCAAAAUAAACCUUCCUAAGGUUACCUGCUUGAUUAAUACCAGGGAAAUUCUCAAGUUCAUCCUAUCAGGAAACCCAUCCUCCUCUAGUGAUUUCACAAUCGCCUUAGUUGCGUCCGCACCCUAUCCCUACUUUCAGGGUCAUGGGGCCAUCUGUUUCUGGGGACACGGCUGUGAAAGAUGGCAGACAAUUUUUACGGACAAAAGACUUGAUGUUACUUUUUACAAGGGAAACUUUUAUGGCGUCAACGAUUAUGGAAAUAUAUGGUGUUAUGAGUUAGACCAUUCAACAGGUCGUCCUCACCAGCGGCUUGUUGCUAAACUGGAACCUACCGGCAUUUUCACGAGAUACCUUUUCCCUAAAGAUCCACGCUACUUGACUGGCAGGCUGAUAGAAUGCUACUUGGUUGAAUCAGAGAAUCGCUUGUUGCUCGUGAUUAGGGUGAGACCAUUCCACCAAACUAUGUUCUUCAAGGUGUAUGAGCUGAAUGUCUACAAUGGAGAGGCCAAACAUGUUCCUGACUUGGGUGAUAGAGCGAUUUUCGUGGGUUGGAACUCAUCCUUUUCUAUAAAGGCAUCAUCUUUUGCUCAUGGUAUCAAACAUAACUCUAUCUAUUUUACUGGUGAUUAUCGGAUACCUGGGGAUAGUGACGCUGGCAUCUUCACUUUGGCAGAUGAAAAUAUUCAUCGCUUUGAUGACAUUGUUAAACCAGAACAUUUGUAUGAAAAUUGUUAUGCAAAUGCACCAUAUGUGUGGCUUCAGGAUCCAAGCUUAUGA